AUUGGCUCAUUUAUGAAAGGGUGCUCUCUUGUGGCCACCCGGAGUAACAUGUGACCCAGGGAUGCGGGAGAGAUGGAUUGGCAGACAAUAAUGUGCUCUCAUAAACCAAGACGGUGCUGGACUUAUUUUAUAGACUCCAGGUGGCUAUCCACGGGAUAUUUAUAUUAGGUGGAGGGGGCAGCAAAGAACAGGGGAUUGUCUUCGUUAUUGCAUUUAAAAUUAGACAGAUAGAUAGAUAGAUAGAUAGAUGAAAAGAAGUCACAAACUCAUCCCCUUUUGUCUCCUGUGAGACCAGAGUGCCUGCUGAAUCCAGAGCGGUGCCAUGCGCUCUAGGGUCCGGGUUUUCUAUCUCUCCCCUUCCAUCUAUUUCCUUCUCGCUUGCCACUAGUUUACCUUCACUUGUUCAGCCUUCAUUCUGAGAGGAGGAGGAGGAGGCUAGUAUGAUUGGCCAGGCGGGGACUGGUAGUCCGAAGGCUGGCACUGUGUUCCAGCGUUGAUCCCCGUGUUCUUGUUUACACCCUGCGGACGGGGGACCAGACAAGACGCCCAGGGGCCCAGAACAGACUCGAGAGCCCAGUCUGCGGCGGACGCGGCCAUCCGGACAGCAUCUCUCCCAGCGGUACUCUUUUUAUAUGCUUGAAAACCAAGUUUCUCCUUGCUGGGAAUCGGACUCUCUCGUCUAAUUUCAUCUGUCCAUUCACAGCAGAAAUGCGUCAAACUUUUUGCUGACUUUUGUGGCACCUCUACGCGCAGGGCUCCCAGUCUGACGGGUUUCAAGUGCGGUUGGACAUGAAAUUCACCAGGAAUAGCCCCGACAAAUUGUUCCUUAAUGUUCACAGGGUAUGAUGUCUACGGACCUCUUCAAACUUUGAUUUCGGGCGGAAAUUACACCCGUCCAAUCUCUUCUCCGGCAUUCACAAGCUACUCGUUGAUGGAUGUGUUUUGAGCAUUGCAAUCUGUUUGCGUCAAGAGUGAAUUAUUUAGCCCCCAGAAAACGCCGACGUCCACCAUCAAUUACUGGACUCUUUGGUAUUUCACUCCUUCCUGACAGAACCUUCAGGGGUGCAGACUUUGCUGGCCAAGAGCCGCUUUGGUGUGAGAGAAGCACUGCAGGUCACGCUGUGUGGACAAGCCGGGAAGUUUCGCAACGGCGUAGCCGGAAAAGAUGCUCUCUUUUCGGACGCUGCGUGAUCAAGGUGUCGCUCCACUGAUUCUUCUCCUCCUGGUCGGGGAAUGUGUCGUUUCUGGCACAGAGAGCAGCGACUACAGUGAGGCUGAGGUUCUCCCCGACUCCUUUCCGUCAGCACCGGCAGAACCUCUCCCAGAAUUCCUGCUCGAACCAGAGGACGCUUUCAUUGUAAAGAACCGACCGGUCCAACUACGUUGUCGGGCAUCGCCAGCCACUCAAAUCUACUUUAAAUGCAAUGGAGAAUGGGUCAAUCAAAACGACCACAUCACCAGAGAGAGUUUGGACCAGAUCACAGGUCUGGUGGUGCGGGAGGUGGACAUCUCAGUGUCUAGGACCCAGGUGGAAGAGCUAUUUGGGCUGGAGGACUACUGGUGCCAGUGUGUGGCCUGGAGCUCGGCUGGCACCACCAAGAGCAACCGUGCUUAUGUUCGCAUUGCAUACCUGAGGAAGAACUUUGAGCAGGAGCCAUUGGGGCGGGAGGUACGACUUGAACAAGAGGUGCUUCUACAGUGUCGCCCCCCAGAGGGCAUGCCAGCUGCUGAGGUGGACUGGCUGAAGAAUGAGGAUGUCAUCGAUCCAUCGCAGGAUUCCAACUUCCUGAUCACCAUUGAUCAUGAUCUGAUCAUCAAACAGGCCAGACUGUCAGACACAGCAAACUACACCUGUGUGGCUCGUAACGUGGUGGCCAAAAGACGCAGCAGCACAGCUACUCUUAUUGUUUAUGUGAGCGGGGGCUGGUCUUCUUGGACUGAAUGGUCAGAGUGUAACGCUCGCUGUGGGCGGGGCUGGCAGCGACGAACACGCAGCUGCACCAAUCCUGCCCCUCUGAAUGGGGGAGCCUUCUGCGAGGGCCCACCCUUCCAGAGGGUGACCUGCACCACACUGUGCCCAGUGGAUGGCGGCUGGACGGAGUGGGCAAAGUGGUCCGCCUGUGGCACAGAGUGCACCCACUGGCGCAGCCGCGAGUGCCAAGCCCCAGCACCCAGGAACGGAGGAAAGCAUUGCAGCGGCAGCAUGAUGGAGAGCAAAAACUGCACCGAGGGGCUGUGUGCGCGCACAAUGGCCCCAGGUAUGGGUGUAGCAGUCUACGCCGGCCUGAUGGGUGCAGUGCUGCUGUGUGUUAUACUGGUGUUGUGCGUGGGAGUGCUUGCAUAUCGCCGCAGAUGUCAGCAUCUCCACGGAGACAUCACCGAUUCUUCAUCUGCUCUCACCGCCGCCUUUCACCCUGGUAACUACAAGCCUCCCAGACAGGAUAACCCCCACCCUCUGCAUCCCCCUGCUCCACCGGAUCUAACAGCCACCGUGGGGACUUUCCGUGGGCCGCUCUUCUCCCUGCAGCAGGGGGUCAACGACAGCCCUCACAAAAUCCCCAUGACCACUUCUCCCCUGCUGGACCCGUUGCCCAGUCUCAAAAUCAAGGUGUAUAACUCCUCCACUCUCUCCUCUCUGGAGCUCCCGGCGGACAUGUGCUCAGACGGGGAAAUCCUCAGCCUGAAGUCGGUGGGCACUGUGGGUAGAGAGCGAGACUACCACAGCCACACCCUUUCCAGAGAACCUGGGCUGAGCACCAGCGCCACCUUGGGUAACCUGGGAGGACGCCUUACUAUCCCAAAUACAGGUGUGAGCCUGCUGGUCCCCCCUGGCACAAUUCCCCAGGGGAAGUUCUAUGAGAUGUACCUCAUUAUAAACAAGUGGGACAAAACAACGCUACCCUCAGAGGGAAGUCAGACUGUACUGAGUCCUGUAGUGAGUUGUGGUCCAUCCGGUAUGCUGCUGAAUCGGCCUGUGGUACUCACUUUGCCCCACUGUGCACAGCUAGACACACCGACACCUGACUGGACCCUCACACUCAAGACACAGACUCACCAGGGGGCUUGGGAGGAGGUGCUGACAGUAGGAGAGGAGACUUUGUCGUCUCCGUGCUACCUGCAGCUGGAGGAGGAGUGUUGUCAUGUUCUCAUGGAGCAGCUGGGAACAUACAGCCUGGUGGGCCAAUCCUGCCCUCCACACCCUGCCUGCAAACGUCUGCAGCUCGCUCUGUUUGCCCCCCGUGCACCCUGCCUCUCCCUGGACUACAGCCUCCGCAUCUACUGCAUCCAUGACACCCCACAUGCACUGAAGGAGGUUCUGGAUUUGGAGAGGAGUCUAGGUGGAGUUUUGCUGGAGGAUCCCAAGCCACUGCUCUUCAAAGACAGCUACCACAACCUGCGUCUGUCCAUUCACGACAUUCCCCACACUCACUGGAGAAGCAAACUGCUGGCGAAGUAUCAGGAGAUCCCGUUCUAUCACAUCUGGAGUGGCAGUCAGAGACCCCUGCACUGCACCUUCAGCCUAGAGAGAGGCAGCCUGGCGGUGUCACAGCUCACCUGUAAGAUCUGUGUCCGACAGGUGGAAGGGGAGGGACAGAUAUUCCAGCUGCACACGGAUAUUCAGGAGACUUUACCACCGCACUCGCCCCUCCCAUCAGGAAGUACCUGCCUGCCUUCCUCUCAAGUGGGACCAUAUGCCUUUCGCUUGCCUGACUCCAUUCGCCAGAAGAUCUGUGCCAGUUUGGACGCGCCCAGUGCUCGAGGAUGUGACUGGAGACUCCUGGCACGCAGUUUGGGCUUUGACAGGUACUUGAACUACUUUGCAACAAAGCCCAGCCCCACAGGUGUUCUGCUAGACUUAUGGGAAGCUUGUCACCAAGCUGACGCAGACCUGGUCUCGCUGGCGACCGCGCUGGAAGACAUGGGCAAGAGCGAGGUGUUAGUUGUCAUGACAACAGAUGGGGAUUGUUGAUUGCUCAAGGAAACAAGAGCGAGCAAGACAUUUUUUUUUUCACCACAGUGACAAAAACAAGAAUACCUGAAUUUGAAUAUGCACACCCCCCCAGCACAAAUCACAAGCCCACAGAGCAUUUUGGUUCCUUCACAUGAGUUAUGUUACGUCUGCCUCAUCUUCCUCUUCACUGACCUCUGAUCAGCCACUGUAGCUACAUACCCACUAUAACCCAUUUCCAUGCGGGCCAUCCCAUGAUAACUGCUAACCUGAUUCAGCUUGAAUCCUCCAAAGCAAUGUUGCAUCUGCAAGACGUGAAACCAAUUUGAGGGUAUGAAGGCGUAAAAUAGGUGUUAAGUCAUCUGUCAUAUGACUGAUGUUGACUGUCUCCUUCAAAGAUUGAAAAUGAUACUCUUUGUGUGUACAAAUAACAAACUUUUCAGACAAAAAUAAAUCACAUAUUCAACACACAACAUGCCAAUGCUAACACAGGAUUACCUAUGUUUCAGUAGCAGCAUGAAAGUACAUAAUUUCACACCAUGUCACCUCAUGGCAGGGGCUUUUGUUCGCUCCAUUAUCAUUCUUCGUGUGCCGUUAAAGACAGGCAGCACUGUCCUCUCUGCAACCUCCUCAGGCUACACUCCAACACACACACAAACUGGUCAUUAACUGGGUCUGAAACAGACUAGGAUUUCUUGUCUAACUGCUUUGACUGUCGAGCAAAUGUUACGAUGAUUGAACCCUCAAGGUUUGAGGGCUUGAGCAUAUAAUUUUUUGGCUGAAUAUAAAAGCUGCCUCUUGGUAGGAGGGUGAAUUGUGAAGUUUGUUUAAGAAUUGGCGGAUAACUAGACCAACUGACUCUUUAUAUUGUACCAACAAAUGCCUCAAAACCUUGGCAUAUCAUUCUGACUCACAGGGGUGCUUCUCUUUCAUCUCUCCUCACAUUCCUCUAUCGCUCUGCCACACUCCUCCGAUCUGUUGAGAAUAAACUGCAGGAAAGCUUUCUGGUCAUCCCUUAAAAGUUUCCUUUGGGGAACGCUCUUUAAGUUAUUAUCCAUAUUUGUGGAUCUUUUUUUUCGUUGUCAUUGUUAACGAUCAUAUAGAGCCUGAUGAUCUGCGCUUGUUUAGCUGACUGAGCUGCUGUGUUUUAUUUUUGAUUUUAGUAGAGCAGGCCAAAUGAACUUAGGUGCACAGUGGAUGUCUGAGUUUUUAAUAACAAAACCGUGUUUAUUUGUCAUUUUUGAUGCUGUGUAUCUAUUAAAAAUGUAAAGUGUAACCUGUGAAACAUGAUUAGAGGUGGUCAGAUGUCCAGGUGACACUGUAGACAUUUUGCUUUGCUUUGACUGAGGGCAGUUUCUGCUGCUCACUGAUGAAUAGUACAGAAUAGAUUAGCUUUGCCUUGAAUCAACUAGACAGCAAGAGACCAUCAGAUUUACCUCAACACAAACUGCAUUAAGUUUCAAUCUGUUCACUGUCCACCACUUAUCUAUGCCUCCAUCUGUUCAUCUAUCGCCCUGCAGCUCAUUUUGUCUCCCCUCUCUCAUUUUGAUAACAUAUUGUUAACCUUUUUACCAAGCGGCCUGCUUUGUGGGCAGGGUCUUCAAGAUAUUUGCAUUGUCAAUAUUGUUCUGUCAAUUAUUGUUGUUAAGUUUUUUUCUCCCUGAAGGCAAAAAAAAAAAAAAAGUGUUCGCAUCUUUGAAAACACAGAAACCAAAACACAGGCAGUAUCCGUCCUCUACAGCAGUGAGUCACGUCACUGUUUUGUGUGAAUGAACUGAAAACACAACUCUGUGUGUUUGUGUGUGUGUGCUGAAUGAUUGAGUAUGUUUGGGCAGGUGUUUGUGCACUCACAGUGUGUGUACACGCUUAAGAUCUGUCAUAUUUCUCUUUGUAAGUGCUAUGCAAGUACAAAAGAAAAGCAAAGCAUUUUGACUUCUUUUGUUUUGUUUGGAAGAGUAAUUCUAUUUUUUCAGAUCAGGGCAUGACAGGGUUUUGAUUUUGUAUCCUAAAGUGGUUUAAGAGUGGUUUAGCAUUUUUGGUGAUGGCAUUGCUCAUCUGGAUCAGAACAAAUGGAUCGCCAACCACGGAAGCUAAUGGUGAAGAAGCACAUGCGGUUGAACAAAACAAAGUAUGGUGCAGUGGCUUCACGACAAGUUGUGACUAACAUCAUGAACUCGUGCCCUGCAGGUCUUUGCCUGCGGGAAAACGUCUGAACACGACCAGUUCGGUACAUUGGAUCCCUGAACACUGCAGGACUAUUUUCUUUCCUCAAAUCUUGUUACAGAGACUGGCUAGCUGUAGGCUACAGUGUUUAUUUGUCCAGAUUUCUUGAGUAUCUGUUGGAUCUUUGGCCAUAGCUGUGGAUCAUUUAUGCUGGAGCUGGACUGGAUUCCCCCUCCUUGCUCCCAUCAAAGAGAACAAUUUAGCCUUUGUUCAAGACAACAGACAUUUUUAUGAAAAAGAAAAAAAAAGGAUUCAGUGACAUUAUUUUAUGUCUGUAAAGUACCAAUUGUAAAUAAACGUCUAGCCUUCUUACCUGUAACUAAAUAUAAUUUUUAUGCAAUAAAUUAUAUUUC
Molecule: messenger RNA, 6525 nt
Organism: Scatophagus argus
Lineage: Eukaryota; Metazoa; Chordata; Actinopteri; Scatophagidae
Gene: unc5b
Product: unc-5 netrin receptor B
Exons: 16
Coding region: 1166-3970 (934 amino acids)
Biological process (GO): anterior/posterior axon guidance; netrin-activated signaling pathway
Cellular component (GO): membrane
Molecular function (GO): netrin receptor activity; protein binding
Source: RefSeq, a predicted model, not a curated record